Molecule: messenger RNA, 2202 nt
Organism: Kwoniella botswanensis
Lineage: Eukaryota; Fungi; Basidiomycota; Tremellomycetes; Tremellales; Cryptococcaceae
Exons: 9
Coding region: 1-2202 (733 amino acids)
Source: RefSeq, a predicted model, not a curated record
AUGUCAAGGCAGAAGCAGGUCUCACCGAGAUCAACGAUUGAUUCGUAUGUUUUCGAUCCAUACCCUCCUCGUCAUUCGUCAUCUUCCUCUUCAACCGUAAGACAUGCAACUUCAGAUUUAACCUCAGCUGGGUCUUAUGAAAUUGAGAAACAACCUUCUGGAUCAUCAUCUUCAAGACGUUCAUCAGAUUCUUCGACUUCUUCCACCAAAUCCCUCAGUUCAAUAUCCUCACUGGACGAUCAGACAUACCCUAUCUUACCAACCACCACCACGAGCAGUUCAGCAAGAGAACGCAAAUUUUCUUCAACAUCGAUAUUCGGGGGUUCAUCAACAGUGAAAAUACUGAAAACUCUAAAGCCUAGAGCAAGGAGGAGAUCAUCUUUACCUUUCAUCCAUUUUGCACGGCGUAAAUCAACUCAAUUGCUUCUCGUCCUGGCAAUAUGUAUCGUCUCUGGGUUAUUACUUGGCGAAAUCAGGUCACAUAGGUUGAGGAGGGAACUGUGGUCCAGGGAAGUGAAGUUGGAAGAAUGGGAUAUAACGUAUGGUCAUAUAAAUAAGGAAAAGGAUUUAAAAAGGUUUAGAGAACAUCAUGAAUACAAUAGACGAUUGGAACUUAUACAAUCUAGAAAAUUAGAUAAGAGAGAUACGCCUGGAUCGGUAUGGGGACCUAGAGAAGAAGAAGCUCUACAAGAGGAAAGUAAGACAAUAUGGCCUAAAUGGUGGGGGAAUCCGGAUGUCGUAGGUAAGAGUCCAUGGGAUCAUGUACCGACACCAUUACCUGUGGGACAGGAGAAGAGAAGAUUUAUGUUUUUAACUGAUUACAAGGAUUACCUCGAAAGAAUGAAUACCCACACAUACGAAAUUGUCGAUGCUGCCCUACGUCAUCCUCAGAUAACAGUAGAUGUCUGGGGACCAGGUUGGGAAGGGUACGAUAGAUCUAUACCUCUUUCAGCCAAUAUACGUAAACGUGCGCAUCGGAUAGCUCAACUAGAACAAUCGAAGAAGGAACAUGCGGAACGACAAAAUCGGAGCAAGCUUGAGAGGGAGAGGGAGAUGCAGCUGAAGAAUAAGAAAGAAUGGUACUCUAGAAGACUCGAGGUUACUAGGUCGCCAAUGGAUGAAAUUGAAGAACGAGGGGCGGAAGCGGAAGAAGAGGAAUGGAAUAAGCCUGCUUGGUAUGAGGAGACGCCUGAGGGAUGUAAUUCGGAUGUUAAAUUUGAUAUUGUUUUUACUGUAUCAAACAUAUACAAGGAAACGGAUCCCCAUGUCGAUGCAUUGGAUUGCGGAGCACUCUUGAUCCAGCAACUGGGAGACUGUCACGAACUACGAUGUUCAUACGAAUGGUAUCCCCAUGCAAACAAUAUAACAGUAUCGAAAUAUGCCUUUGAACUAUUAGAGCUAUUCGAGUACGAAAAGGUGAAGAGUAAAUACCCAGAUUGGGAAAUGGGUCUAUUUGGACAUAGUCCUGAUACUGGAAACGAAUGGGAUUUCUACCCUAUUCCUUGGAACGAGAAGACCGCUAAAGCCAGAGUGUUCGGAUACGAUGGUAGUUUCUACCCGAUCCGAACCACCGUGACAGACUCACUCCGAGCCCUCGAACGAGAACCUCACCUUGUUCAACAAAGUAUCAUCACCCGACAUCCCCAUCCUGGUUAUACUGUCUCUGUACCUUCCUCUGCUCAUGAACAACCCUUAGAGACUUACGAACUGAAUCAUGAGUAUUAUGGAACUCAUUUAAAACUCAGAGAAGAUUUCGCAAACGGGAUGAGGACAAGUAAGAUUUGUGUCUUCGAUGCUAGUCUAGAAAGAAAGAUGAUCAGGAAGUACGCCCAAGCAUUCCUUUCUGGGUGUGUGGUAGCUUCUGACUUACCAACUGAACAUGAAGAAGCUCUAAGCAAAUUUGUCAUCCCCCUUAAAUCCACAUGGAAUAUAGAAAGGAUCAACGAGGUCUUGUCGCAUUAUCUGGACAAUGACGAAUUGUUACAGCAGAUGGCGAUGGAUGGAUUCAUAUGGGCCAGACAACAUAUGACUACGACUAAUAAGGUUAGUCACCUGUUGAAAAUGGGGGAUCAUUAUAGGUCUGGAUCAAGAGGAUACGAAUUCCCAUAUGGAUUUUCGAUGAGGUGUAGAUCGUAUUGGAGUGGAGAUUCUUAUAGACCACCAUGGUGUUCACAAGGUGGAUAUAGAGGAUUAGAAGAGUAA